AUGACGACGACGACGACACCAAAGGACAGCGAACCCUACGCGUCGUUGACCGAGGCACCACCCGUGGCGCGGUCGUCGCGGCUUCUUUUCGGCGUUUUCCACUCGUGUGCCGCGCUCGCCGCACUCUACUGCUUCCUCUUUGCCAUCAAGCUCCUCGGCGACUCGCUCUCGCUGCUCUUUGGCUGCAACACAAAGGCGGCCUUUGGUUUUGCCGACAACGCGAUCGUCGGGCUCAUGGUUGGCAUGGUGUUUACGGCCGUUUUGCAGUCGUCCAGUACCGUGACGUCGAUCACAGUCGCGCUCGUCGGUGCCGGUGGCCUCAGCGUCCGGCAGUCGGUGCCCAUCACCAUGGGCGCCAACAUUGGCACGUGCCUCACGUCCACGAUCGUCGCCUUUGCCCAAGUCGGCGACCGAGCGCAGUUUGAAUUGGCGUUGGCCGCCGGCACGAUCCACGAUUUCUACAACAUUUGCACGGUCCUCGUCCUCUUUCCCGUCGAAAUGCUUCUGCAUCCGCUCGAGCACCUUGCCAUUGCCAUGACGGGCGGCGAUGCUGGCACUUUCUUCUCGUCGCCCAUCGAUGCGGUCAUCCACCCACUCUACAAGCAGCUGCUAGCGGUUGAUAAAAAGACGAUCGAAGGCGUCACGGCUGGGACGAUCGCGUGCAACGACGCGUCGUUUCUCAAAGGCGGUGUGUUCUAUGCUGCGUAUAUCGACGGGGCGCUCUCGAGUGCUGCGAUUGGUGGCAUUUGCCUCGGGAUCGGUCUCGUGCUGCUGAUUGGGUCGCUGCUCGUGCUCGUCAAGACGCUGCAAGCGCUCCUGCGCGGGUCGGCCCAAGCCAUCAUCCAGCGCGUCCUCAACUGGAACGGCUACCUCAACAUUGGCAUCGGUGCGCUCAUCACCUUUUGCGUCCAGUCGUCGUCGAUCGUGACGUCGACCUUGACGCCGAUGGCCGGCCUCGGUGUCAUUUCGCUCGAACAAAUGUACCCGCUCGUGAUUGGCGCCAACCUCGGCACGACGGUCACAGCGUUACUGGCGUCGCUCGUGACAGGGUCACCGGACGCGGUCGCCGUCGCGCUGACCCAUUUUUGGUUCAACGUCUUUGGCAUGCUGCUCUUUUACCCGCUUCCGAUCAUGCGGACGCCCAUCUUUGCGGCGGCGCGGGCGUUAGGGUACGCGAGUGCGCGGUUUCCGCUGGUCGCGGCGUACUUUCUCGGUGGCCUCUUUGUACUGGUGCCUGCGAUCGCGCUGGGUCUGACGUUCUUGUACAAUGGAUCGCUCGGUAUGGUGGUCGCGGCGAUCGGUCUCUCGGUGUUGUUGGUCGUCUCGGGGGCGUCGGGUGUCUACUGGUAUGUGCGCAAGGACGGCCGUGCGCGCUGGCUGGCGUUUCUGGACGAGAAAAGCAAGCUCCAAGACGAGAAACUCGCGCGCCAAACGAGUGACGAUGUCUAG
Messenger RNA from Saprolegnia parasitica CBS 223.65, 1449 nucleotides. RefSeq lists its product as hypothetical. Gene Ontology annotation, molecular function: sodium:phosphate symporter activity. Gene Ontology annotation, cellular component: membrane. Gene Ontology annotation, biological process: sodium-dependent phosphate transport. The transcript has a single exon. Lineage: Eukaryota; Oomycota; Saprolegniomycetes; Saprolegniales; Saprolegniaceae. The record is from RefSeq and is a predicted model, not a curated record. Bases 1 to 1449 code for a protein of 482 amino acids.